AUGGGAAAUGAAAUAUCGCCCAUUGUUCAGCUUUCUGGCUCAGAACAACCUGAACAACAAAUUUCAAUUUCGUUUCACCCAGCCCGUUCCGUCUACAAUGAUGAUGACUACUACUUGCAGCCACCAGAGGACAAAGAUACUUUUUACGAAAAUGACGGAGAAGCAUUUCUCAAAGCGCUCCUUUCUCUUGAUUUGGCCGCCUUACGAGAGGACAAUUCAAAAGAUGAUAAAAAGAAAACUACAGAGCUGAUCACCAAUCACAUUUUGGCUAAAAACAUGUUCAUCCACAACUUGAGUGAGCUGCCUUUGACUUAUGAUUCUAUUUCCAUGUACAAGCAGUACUACCUAUCGCUGAUGUUCUACAAUGGUUGGGCACAGAUUGUCAGUGACUUCUUUGAGCAGGAUGAAGAAAAAAAACCAAAAAGUUCCCCAUUAGAGUUGGAGCUGAACGUCACAAUAACUAAGGAAGAGUAUUGCUUGCUCUAUUUGAGAACACAAAUCGAAUGGAAAUAUCUUCAUGCUAAAAAGUACAAAAUUGAAGAAAAUCUUGUUCUUGUACAAGUCGAAGAGAGUCGAGAUCCUACUGUUCUUGCUAAUAAGACAAAAACAGCGUUGGGUUUAGUUUUAAACUAUAACUGGGAGCUAGAAAAGGAUAUACGUCGAAAGUUCAAUCCCCACCGACUAAUUUCUGACUAUAAAAAAGUAGAGUACACAGUGGCAGUUUUCGACAGUUCAGCGUUUCAAACGCUUCUUGAAAACAGAAAAGAUACUUUAACUAUUACACCAAUUUGUUAUACUCGACCCAUUCUUCGUCAAGUAGAAACGUUGUCGUCUAUGUGCUACAAAACAGACUUCAAAAAUGCUUUUCUUAAUCCUGACCGCAGUGUUUUUGCAACUAAUUUUGAGCAACCUGACAAUUUUAGAAUGCCUGAUGACACGAAAAAGUUUAAUAGCAAGCAAAAAGAUGCUAUUGUUGCCUGUUUUAAUGCAGUAAAUCAAAAAAAGCAUUUGAAUCAAACGGUGAUGAUACAAGGUCCUCCAGGCACUGGGAAAACGCACACACUGGUGGCCAUUGUAAAGAGUCUUCUGCUGAAAAACAACACUUUCACAUCAACACCUGAUCGCAUUCUCAUCUGCACGCCUUCCAAUGGCGCCAUUGAUGCGAUUGCCCUCAGACUACUGGAAACCAACCUGAAACUCGUUCGAAUUGGUAACUUUGACAAAGUCCAUCCAGAGGUGGCCCAUUGUCACCUACAGUCGAAAGUGAGCCGGGAACAAAGCUAUGCACAACGGAAGGAGCAAGAGAAGAAAGUGCUUAAAGAUGCUCAUGUCAUCCUAAGUACGCUAAACAGUGUUCAAAAUGACUGUAUGGAGGAUUUUAAGAAAGGCACUCCAUUUCGCUGUAUCAUCAUCGACGAAGCGGGUCAGUCGACGGAGCCGGAACUGUUGAUGCCGCUCGUCUACCCGACCUCAAAACUGAUUCUAAUUGGUGAUCACCUGCAACUGCCCGCUACCGUUAAAUCUAACUCUGCCCUGAGCAAAGGCUACGGUCGAUCGAUGUUUGAGCGUUUUUACUGCCACCUGGAAAACACCGAGUCUCAAAAUGCCUACUCGGCCAGUCCGGUGUUAACGCUGCAGCGUCAGUACCGAAUGGUGGAGGAUAUUUGUCAGUUUCCUUCCUGGAAGUUCUACAAUGAUCAACUGGAAACGGACAAAAUUGGCUGGAAUGAGGACAUUCCAAUUUAUCCUUAUUUGGUCUUUGAUGUGUGCAACUCAAAAGAGGCAAAAACGGCAUCAUUCAGCAA
Rhagoletis zephyria (snowberry fruit fly) is the source of this 1805-nucleotide messenger RNA. Its product is annotated as probable helicase senataxin. The record is from RefSeq and is a predicted model, not a curated record. Gene Ontology annotation, molecular function: ATP hydrolysis activity; helicase activity; transcription termination site sequence-specific DNA binding. Lineage: Eukaryota; Metazoa; Arthropoda; Insecta; Diptera; Tephritidae. Gene Ontology annotation, biological process: termination of RNA polymerase II transcription. Gene Ontology annotation, cellular component: nuclear body.